AUGUCUGUGAUUCCGACCAGCAGUAGUUCUCUUUCGGCAAGCCAGGGAUGCGUGACCUUCAGAAGGUGCACAUCAUGUCUGCUUCUAGUCGCACUUCUGCGGCAUGUAUCUCAGGACCCGUCAUUUGCGGCUCCUGCGCGGAACGCUUGUACUCGUACCAGCAGCGCGCUGUUGGAGCGAAGCCACCUCAAAUGGGGCAGGACGCGUAUGACACGUGCGAUUUGCAGAAGUUCCACCGAUGAGUCCGAGGCGCAGGAAAUGCCUCAGGAGGUGAAGCUGAGCUCUGUUACGCAGUCCACAGUCAAUCUGGUCAAGAAUAUUGUUGGCGCCGGCAUGCUCUCCCUUCCCCAUGGUGUGGCAGCUGUGAGUGCAAGCCCUCAGGCCGUGGCACCGUCGCUGAUUCUCACUUUCCUUGCCGCGGUAUUCAGUACCGCCUCUGAGGUCUUGAUUGCCCAAGCAUGCGAGGCAACAGGUGAGAGCACCUACACCAGGGUUUGGGCCCGGAGCAUUUCCGAGAGCACGAAGCUCCUGCCUGCAGUCGCCUGCCUUGCGAAGGCUGCAAUCGGAUGCAUCUCCUUCUCCAUGAUUCUGGGUGACUGCAUCUCCUUGAUGCUAGCUCCACUGAAUCUGCCUGCAGUGAUUGCCAGCCGUGACGCAGUGAUCUUGCUGAUGACCAUAGUGGUACUGUACCCUCUUUGCAGCAUGAAGUCGUUCGCACCACUGGCCAAGUUUUCUCUGCUGGGUGUGCUCAGUAACUUCUACAUUUGUGCUUUCGUGGUGUUGCGCUGCUGGGACCACUCCUACCAGAAGGGAGGCAGCUUGCUGGCUGCAGCACCCGCUGCGCCACAGUUCGCUGCGCCUACGGGCGCCUGGCACACCGUGAUGAGUCCAGGUCUCAGCGUCUUGUUGAGCAUUUUGGCAACAGCCUUCCUGGCGCACUACAACGCGCCUCUGUUCCUGGAGCAGCUGGCACCAGACCCAAAGACCGGCAAGAAGGACAAGCGCUUCGUGGUGGUGUCCGUCUUGGGUUUCUGCACAGCAGGUCUCCUGGCCAGCAGCAAUUACCUACGUACCUACCUGCCUACUUUCCUCACCUAA
Molecule: messenger RNA, 1098 nt
Organism: Symbiodinium necroappetens
Lineage: Eukaryota; Dinophyceae; Suessiales; Symbiodiniaceae
Source: the annotation of a GenBank genome assembly